This is a messenger RNA of Ruditapes philippinarum (Manila clam), 3277 nucleotides long. Its product is annotated as mucin-2-like. Bases 60 to 2048 code for a protein of 662 amino acids. The transcript is spliced from 2 exons. The record is from RefSeq and is a predicted model, not a curated record. NCBI's taxonomy places the organism in Eukaryota, Metazoa, Mollusca, Bivalvia, Venerida, Veneridae.
UCAAAUUGGCACCGACGUCUGUUGCUACAGACAACAAUCAUCUUACCUCGACGGAUUAUAUGGUAACAGGUGAUAUUUCAACAGAGAUAGCAAGAGAAUCGUUUACUAAAUCUACCACAGCAAGAGUAUUUCACAGUUCAACAACCAUACAACCUGACUUAAUAGUGUCAAAUGCUAGUGUUACAAAACCUUCGAAAUCAACAGGAUCAAUGAUGAAUAAUCCGACUACUAUGCGAUCAACAGAACAUCGAGUAUCAGUUACACAAGCGAUAGCAAGUGGGAGUACAGAUGUUCAGCCAACAAAAACAACAACUAUCAUUAUAAAUGGAACUAUGGCAAGAGUAUUUAACACAAACGAAACAACAGUUACUCAGCCGAGACAGACAACUCCAUCAACAACGCAUAUACUUACAGCUACUAUAACAACAGCAACACCAGUAUUAAAAACAAACAUAAUAACAGAUAAACAGCCAAAGGAAACAACAGUAUUUAAAACAACUGGAAUUCCAUCUACUGAACUGACAGAAACAAGCCAUAUGAAAUCAAUCGAAACUACUACACAGCCGACAGAAACAGCUGUAUUAAAUACGAAUGGAACUACACGCAAUGUGUCCAAAGAACCAACAGAUUUCAACACAAAUAUAACUACAACUACUAAGUCGACAGGAACAAAAACAAUCUUAACGAAUGAAAUAACACAUUAUAUUAUGUCGACAGAAACAACAAAUAUCUUAACAAAUAGAACAACAACUACUAUGCCGACAGAAACAACAAACUUCUUACCAAGUGAAACAACAGCUGCCAUGUCGACAGAAACAACAAAUAUCUUAACGAAUAGAACAACAACUACUAUGCCGACAGAAACAACAAAUAUCUUACCAAAUGAAACAACAGCUACUAUGCCGACAGAAACAACAAACUUCUUACCGAAUGAAACAACAGCUACUAUGCCGACAGAAACAACAAACUUCUUACCGAAUGAAACAACAGCUACUAUGCCGACAGAAACAACAAACUUCUUACCAAAUGAAACAACAGCUACUAUGCCGACAGAAACAACAAACUUCUUACAAAAUGAAACAACAGCUACUAUGCCGAUAGAAACAACAAACUUCUUACCAAGUGAAACAACAGCUGCUAUGCCGACAGAAACAACAAAUAUCCUAACGAAUGAAACAACAGCUACUAUGUCGACAGAAACAAAAAACAUCUUAACGAAUGAAGCAACAGCUACUAUGCCGACAGAAACAACAAACAUGUUACCAAAUGAAACAACAAUUACUGUGACGACAGAAACAACAAACUUCUUACCGAAUGAAAUAACAGCUACUAUGACGACUGAAACAACAAACUUCUUACCAAAUGAAACAACAGCUACUAUGCCGACAGAAACAACAAACUUCUUACCAAGUGAAACAACAGCUGCUAUGUCGACAGAAACAACAAACAUCUUAACGAAUGAAACAACAACUACUGUGACGACAGAAACAACAAACACGUUACCGAAUGAAACAACAGCUACUAUGCCGACAAGAACAACAAACCUUUUACCGAAUGAAACAAGAGCUACUAUGCCGACAGAAACGACAAACAUCUUAACGAAUGAAACAACAACUACUGUGACGACAGAAACAACAAACAUGUUACCGAAUGAAACAACAGCUACUAUGCCGACAGAAACAACAAACAUCUCACCGAAUGAAACAAGAGCUUCUAUGCCGACAGAAACAACAAACAUGUUAUCGAAUGAAACAACAGCUACCUUGACAACAGAAACAACAAAUAUCUUACCGAAUGAAACAACUGCUACAAUAUCGACAGAAACAACAACAAACUUCUUAUCGAAUGGAACAACAGCUUCUUUGUCGGCAGAAACAACAAACAUCUUAACGAACGGAACCACAAUUUCUAUGUCGACAGAAACAGCAAAUAUCUUUACGAAUGAAACAUUAGCUACUAUGCCGAUUGGAACAACAAACACAACAAGAAAUGGAAUACCACAUAAUACAAAAGAAAAAGGAGGUUUUAUUUUUAUUCUAACAUUUUAGAUAAAAGUACUUUUUAUCAAUUUCGUUCAUUUGAUUUAAUCAUUUACAUUAAGUUAUUUCCUGUAUGUUUUAAUAUUUGAAUAUGUUUCAAAAUUAAAACCUAUUCUGAUUAUGAAGGUUUGAAAGAAAGACACAAUUUAUAACUCCGUUUAGUUUGAUUAAGAUCUUAAUUAAAUUGGGCAUUUUAGGCAAGUAGCAAUAAUAUAAAAUUAGUCAUAACUUCGUAUAUGCUUAAUUUCAAAUUAUUAGAAUCUUUUUUAUUGUUUACACAUAAAUUCACCGCCAUUAUUGACGUUUUGGUUAUAUUCGUAAAUAUAAUCUUAAAUGUAUUCUUUUCCAGUUUGGAUAGAAUGGGUUACUUUGAUUCUUACUAUUACUUGCAUUGUAAUUGUAUGCAUUUUAAUUGUUGGAAUAUGUUAUGGUCGAUUUCUAUGGCGCCGAUAUCACAGGAAAUAUAAAACGACAGAAGGAAACAAGCUGAACGAAGACAAAGAAGCACCUAAGCCCAAUUCACUUACCUCUAGCAAUACCCCACAACUCCGAGAAGGGCGGUAUAAACGUAAAUCAAAACUACGUAAAAAUGUACAAGAAACAUUUUUUGCGAAUGACAAUAUUUUACAGGACAGUGACCAACAAGAUUCGAGUUCUAGACUUAAAUCUUCAAAACACAGUACGGUGUCGUCCACAUUUUCCGAUUUUGUUUCUGUAAGAGAAUCUAGUAGUGCACAAAAUUCUUGGACCUAUACUGAUAUAGAUAUAACUAAUUUAAAAGUGGUUUAAAUAUCUAUAGCAUUCAAAACCAAAUAAACACAUGGAAAUUAAGGAUAAUAACAAUGCCUGGUGGUUCAUUGUAAUGUGUAUCAUAUGAUACAUUGCCUAGUAUGAUAAAAAAUUAGUAUUCAUUGGAAACUUAAACAAAUUGGAGAAUGUUUCUUUUAACCAGACAAUCAGAAUGUCUCAAAAAGCCGGGUUAUAAUGUGAUAACAUUUAUCUUAAUAUAUGUUUAUUAUUUUAAUUCUAGUAGGUAAUAAUCUUGUACUGUUGUAUCAUUGGUGUGUUUCAAUUACAUUUUCUACAAGCAAAAACUCCCACCCAUGUGUAUGGGAGACAAAUAUCCGUUUCAAUUUGUUUUUGUAGAAAUAGAUCUGAAUCAAUUUUGUUUCUAACAUUAUUAUAUGGAAUUUAGAUUGUGUGACUAUAUGUGUUGUAGAAACAUAUAAAAAAGUCAC